This is a messenger RNA of Ctenocephalides felis (cat flea), 442 nucleotides long. RefSeq names its product probable 28S ribosomal protein S16, mitochondrial (gene mRpS16). Bases 33 to 425 code for a protein of 130 amino acids. The record is from RefSeq and is a predicted model, not a curated record. Gene Ontology annotation, biological process: mitochondrial translation. Gene Ontology annotation, cellular component: ribosome; mitochondrial small ribosomal subunit. The transcript is spliced from 3 exons. Gene Ontology annotation, molecular function: structural constituent of ribosome. Lineage: Eukaryota; Metazoa; Arthropoda; Insecta; Siphonaptera; Pulicidae.
AUUUCGUAAAAUAUAUUGUCUAAAAUAAAAUAAUGGCUCUUUCUCCUGCUAGCGGCACAGGAAAAUUUUAUAAAUUAUCAGCUAAAAUUAUAAGAUUUGCUAGACACGGUUGCACAAAUAGACCGUUCUUUCACAUAGUCGUAACUGAGAGGCGAAGAGAUCAACAUCAGCCAGUUAUUGAACAGGUAGGAACGUAUGACCCCUUACCAAAUCAAUAUAAUGAAAAAUUGGUUUCAUUUAAUUUUGAAAGAAUUCGAUACUGGCUGGGGAGCGGGGCGCAUUUAUCUGAACCAGUUGCAGAACUUUUAGGCUUAUCUGGGUAUUACCCAAUUCAUCCCAGAACAUAUAUGACAGCGUGGAGAAACAGAAAAUUAAAUGCGCAAUCAAAAGAAGAAAAUGAUAGCGCUGCACAAACAAAGGUGUAAUUAAAAUGUUUAAAGCA